AUGCGUGGCCGACUAACAGGCAUCGGCGUCGUGGCGUCGUUGCUGGUUUUAUUAUCGGAGUGCUACGAUCCGCAGGAUGCGAAUUUGAAGACCCUGCUGCCUUCCAAAGGCACCUUCGAGGCGUUCUAUCUGAAAGACGAGGAGACCGGAUCGUCCAGAGCCGCCCAUUCGCACGGCACCUUCUACAAGCACCGGAACCCCGCAUUGGUGAAUGCCAAAAACGCCGCCGCUUAUGGGUUCAGAUUCGACGGCAUCGCAAGUGGCCCAGGAUCUGGUCCUGCCAAGAUCAACAGAGGGAAGCGCGUAUAA
This is a messenger RNA of Phyllotreta striolata, 309 nucleotides long. Lineage: Eukaryota; Metazoa; Arthropoda; Insecta; Coleoptera; Chrysomelidae. The record is from the annotation of a GenBank genome assembly.